This is a messenger RNA of Salvelinus sp. IW2-2015, 915 nucleotides long. Its product is annotated as thyroid transcription factor 1-associated protein 26 homolog. The record is from RefSeq and is a predicted model, not a curated record. NCBI's taxonomy places the organism in Eukaryota, Metazoa, Chordata, Actinopteri, Salmoniformes, Salmonidae. Gene Ontology annotation, cellular component: nucleus.
CUUGCAAUAUUUUGCUCAAAAUUGAGGUAAAUGGCACCACCAGCACAGCAAAAAAUGAAGACCAAGGGCACAUUUGACGGAAAACGUGCCAAUAGAGAAACCAACCACAAUCGACCAGGGGGCAAGAAGAAGUGGGUCUCUGAGCACAAAGUAUUCGACGGCAGUAUUGGAGAAGGUCAAGGCUUUGCCUUCAAAAGGAAGGAGAAAGUGAAACAUGAAUACAACAAACUGCUACGGAAGGAGAGGAGGAAGAACACAGAGUUCAAAAGCCAAUAUACAGAACAGUACCCCGAACUGAGGCAUCUCUACGAGGCUGAGGCCGAGAAACGGAAUGAGGUUAAGACCAACAGAAUCAAAACCAAAGCUAGGAUGGCUGGCGCUGGUGGUCCAGUAGAGGAGGAAGCAGCUCCCAUGGCAGUGAAUGAAGCCCCCACGGACCAAGCUACAUCCAUAGACCCUGCAGCUGAUGCUGGCAUCUCCUCUGACAAGACUGACUCUGCCUCACAGCCCACUCCAGCAGUAGCGGCCUCAAAGAAUGACAGUCUACCCAUGAGUAACCGGAGUAAAAAGAAAAUGCUGAGGAAGACUUCCUAUCAGAAAACAAAAGAGGAGUUUGAAAGUGUUAAAGAAAAGCAGAAGAAUAAGAAAGAGGAGUUUUUGAAGAACAAGGAGCAGAAAGAAGAAGCUAUCAAGAAGUACAAACAGAAGAAAAUGGAGACAUUUCAGAUGCUGAGCAAAAAGACGAGGAAGGGGCAGCCCAACCUGAACCUACAGAUGGAAUACCUGCUCCAGAAGAUUCAAGGGACCGGGCCGGGAAAAUGACCCGGAAAAAUGGACGUCGAAGGCUUCAAAUAGCAAAUAAACAGUGGAACUCUUACUGUGAUGGUUUUAUAUCAUAGAUGAGUCUUGUUCUUC